CUGCAAAGCAGUCAUUUUCGAUAAAUCUCAGCGGAAAUAAGGCAGUUCUUUCAAUAAGUUUAUUUUUUGGUUUUGGCAACGACAAAGAAUAAGAAAGUCGCUAAAGAUAUUAUAGAAUUUAAUGCUGCCACUUCCUUCGCUGAAAUUGUUGAAACUCAUAUCGAGCACAUGCAGUUUUCUAUAAAAUUCAAUUAUCAAUGAUCCAGAUGCCUUGUACUUGUAUUGUGCGUACAAAGUGCUAUGUACUUUGCCAAUAAUUGCUUCAUCUACUUUCUGCCAUACAUUUCCAACAACGUAAAUUCUGAAGAGCACAAAUAGAAUAGAUGGCUACUUUUUCUAGAUUCAACGAAGAUCGGCCGUAUGAGAUUGCCAACAUUCCAGCUGAGUUUGAUACGACUCAUGACUUAGAUAUUGACAAAAAAUCUUCACUUGAUGAGCAUAUUUCAGAGGAAAAUGUGGGUUACCAACUUGCCUUGAAACUUGGUUGGAAGUCUGGAACAGGGCUGGGCCGAAACAAACAAGGCAGGUUAAACCCUGUACCAAUGGUCAUAAAAGAGGAUUUCUUGUGUCUUGGAAGACUUACAAUGGAGCUUGAUCAUGCUAAUGAGGCAUCUAACAAACGUCGAAUAUUGGAAGCAGAAAAAGAGGAAACUGAUGAAUUAAAGAUGAAGUAUCAGAAAACACAAGAGAAAGAGAAAACUAUCGAAGAAAGCUUGAAAAAUCUUAAAGAGAGUUUUUAUUGUGAAUUAUGCGACAAACAAUAUUUCAAAUACAAAGAGUACGAUAAUCAUGUAAACUCAUAUGAUCAUGCACAUAGACAGAGAUUAAAAGAUUUAAAGGGAAGAGAGUUUGCAAGAAAUUCACACCAAAAUCGUCGAAGAAAAGGAAGACAAAUCGGUUCUGAUGUUGGUAAAAGUGUGGCUAUUUCGGGUGGUGAUGUAUCGUUGAAGUUUUCUCCAGCUGCAUUUAAAUCUACGUUUGCAUCACAACCUGUUGCACAAGAUAGAAAAUCUAAUUCAAUUAUUUCCCAUUCGCCUCCACUUCCUAAAUUACCUCCGCCACCUUUACCAUGUGAGCCUCCCCCACCUCUACCACCACCACCUUAUUCAACACCUUAUUUUGGUAAAAUAUCUAAUGCAAAAACACCGGAAAAUCUUUUCACUUCAAACUCUCAUCUGGCCGCGAAAAAGGAACAGUGAAAUUUAACUUAGGACUUGGCAAACAGAUUGCAACACACGGAUUAAUGAGUCGAGCUUUGCUGAAAAAGUCCAACGUAUUCGGAGAUGAGGAAUCUGAGAGCGAAGAAGAAAGCGACUCUUGCUCAACUAAUGAACAAUCCUAUGAGCCUGAUGUGUUAAGCAGCACCACAGAAGAGCAACAAAUAUGUCUGACUAAAGCAAUUGAUUAUUUUGAUACGUUAUUAAACUCAGAGAAGAAAAGAAAGAUUAUACGUUUUGUGCGUGGCAGCGACAGAGGUGGUAUUAUGCCUGGUACAUUCAAUUGCCAAAAACCAAACGCCCUCCCUUGUCAAGCAUAAUUUCAAAUGACUAAUUCAAAAAUUCCGUAACUGCAUUCAACUUACAUUAAGUCAAUUCAACAAUAUUUGUGAAAUAACGAUUCUCUGUAAGCUUGUAAAAACUUUUUUUAAAAAACAACGCACGUUUUUUAAUCCCAUAUAAAUUGUAAAUUAUUUGAUAUUUAUGUUACGAAGUACGAGUAAAUAGAAAUGAAAAAUUUACGUGUGCCAGUCAA
Messenger RNA from Xenia sp. Carnegie-2017, 1752 nucleotides. Its product is annotated as G patch domain-containing protein 8-like. NCBI's taxonomy places the organism in Eukaryota, Metazoa, Cnidaria, Anthozoa, Malacalcyonacea, Xeniidae. The record is from RefSeq and is a predicted model, not a curated record. The transcript has 9 exons. Bases 324 to 1199 code for a protein of 291 amino acids. Gene Ontology annotation, molecular function: nucleic acid binding.